UCAGCUGCUCUUUCGCGCGGUUUAAAUGACUAUAAAUAUUAAGAAAAACACUCGAUUACAAUUUUGUUAUUUUUGUUUACAAACUUAAUUAUCAUGGAUUUAAGUAGUUUCCUAAAUAACUGUUCCAAAGAUUGUUUAUUCAAAUCAGAUGUACCAGAAGCCACUAAAAAACAACCAUGUAUGCUUGGUAUUGAUGAAGCUGGACGAGGACCUGUGCUCGGGCCUAUGGUUUAUGGAAUUGCAUACUUUCCUAUUGAUGUUAAGGCCAAGAUGGAGAAACAAGAUUUUGCAGAUUCUAAAAGUUUAACUGAAAACAAAAGAGAGGAAAUAUUCAAUAGAAUUUGCGCUGGUAAAAUUGAUAAUUUCGGCUGGAUGACAAAUGUUUUAUCUCCUGUCACGAUUAGCAACUCAAUGUUUAGAAGAACUAAAUACAAUCUCAACGCACUAUCGCAUGACACUGCCAUGGGACUUAUUCAAAAUGCAAUUGACGAAGGAGUCAAUGUAGAAGAAGUGUAUGUCGAUACCGUUGGUCCUGAGGCCAAAUAUAAAGACAAAUUGAGUGCACGAUUUCCAGCAAUCAAGUUUACAGUUGCUCAAAAGGCUGAUUCAAAAUAUUCCGUCGUGAGUGCUGCUAGUAUUUGUGCUAAAGUUAUCAGAGACAGAAUCAUUGCUAAUUGGAGAUUCUUAGAGGAUGUUAAAAAUCCUGAAGACUAUGGAUCUGGUUAUCCAGGAGAUCCUAAGACCAAAGCCUUUCUGCAAAAUAAUUUGGAUCCUGUAUUUGGCUUUCCAUCCUUUGUACGUUUUAGCUGGUCUACUGCCAACGAAAUUUUGGAAUCAAAAGCAAUUGAAUGUGAAUGGGAGGAAAUAGACAAUAAGCCUGCGAAUAAUAAAAACAUGAAUCAAUUUUUUGACUCUAAGAAACAAGCAUCAUUCUUUAAAAAUCGUUGUCUUCAUCGAGUAACUGAUUUAUCUAAAAUUUAAUGUUGAUUUGAAGACCAUAAUAAAGACUUUCUAAUUUUUUA
This is a messenger RNA of Tetranychus urticae (two-spotted spider mite), 1022 nucleotides long. RefSeq names its product ribonuclease H2 subunit A. NCBI's taxonomy places the organism in Eukaryota, Metazoa, Arthropoda, Arachnida, Trombidiformes, Tetranychidae. Gene Ontology annotation, biological process: mismatch repair; DNA replication, removal of RNA primer. The record is from RefSeq and is a predicted model, not a curated record. Gene Ontology annotation, molecular function: RNA-DNA hybrid ribonuclease activity; RNA binding. Gene Ontology annotation, cellular component: ribonuclease H2 complex.